This is a messenger RNA of Pseudo-nitzschia multistriata, 1645 nucleotides long. The record is from the annotation of a GenBank genome assembly. Lineage: Eukaryota; Bacillariophyta; Bacillariophyceae; Bacillariales; Bacillariaceae.
AGCUGUACAGGAAUUACAGCAAUCGAGAAAGGGUGAGCAACCAUCGCAAAACAACCGAUGGUGAAAGAUCUUCGAAUGCAUUGUUCCGUCGCACCGUUGCCGAAACACCCCAACAGCAAACCACACGACGCGACACGACACGACACGACACGACACGAAUGGAAACGGCCAGCACCCCGCAAAUCUAAAUCUCCCAUCCCCAUCCCCACGACAAGGACGAGGACAACGACACACCAUGAGCGACGACCAGCAGCACCGGCAACCCGACCGUUCCUCCCCCGAGAAAGCCGUCCUCACGAUCCCCGGAGACCUCUCCUUCGAUCCCCCCGCCGGGCGCCGAACCGCGGCCCGCUCCUCGGCUCCCGGGUACGACAUCUUUCUGAACGAGGACUGGGAUUCGGGGAUCGGCGGCGGCCUGUGGACGACGGGGCUUGCCCUGGCGGAGUACGUCUCGUCCCCGCAUUUUUUGCGGCAGGCCGAGCGGCUGAAGGCGCAGGGGGCCUCGAGGGGGAGCAGCGAGAACCAGGGCAGCGAAAGCAAAAGCAAAGGCAGCCCCCCGCUGAGGGUCCUGGAGCUGGGGUCCGGGAACGGCUUUCUGGGCGUCUGCCUGGUGACGGCGGUGGCGGUGGCGGAGGCCAACAAGAUCGCGGGCAACGACGACAAUUUCUUUGACGAAACCAAAACCGGGGACGGGCACACCGGCACCACCACCACCACCACCACCGGUGACGACGACCAACAACAACAACAACAACAACAACAACAACAGCCACCCACCGAUGGGGCUCUCGCCGUUCCCUCGAACUGGCCGGGGAUCGAGGUCGUGGUGACGGACACGGCAGAGCACACGGACCUCAUGAAGGCGACGAUCGAGUCGAACCUGGAGCGGAUCCUCCCGCAGAUCCUGCGCGAUCGCACCGCAAAACGGGCCGGGGGGGAAAGCCCGAGAGCGGACCCCKWGGUCGGUCUCGACCUCGAUCGAAUCGCCCCUGUCCGGGAGUACCUCUGGGGCGAGCCCUACGAUUUCGGAACAAUGGGGGACGGUGCCCCUCCUCCGUCUUCCUUCGACCUGAUCGUCGGCAGCGACGUGGCCUACCGGGACCACCUGCACGACCCCCUCAUCGCCGCCCUGGACGAGUUCUCCCGGCCGGCUUGGGAGUCGCCCCCGACCGUGGCGCUGAUCGGCGUGACGAUGGACGACACCAAGCCGGUCUUUUUCGAAAAGCUCGRAAGGGCGGGCUUCUCCUACGAGAGGCUUUCCGACCGGCUCUUCGGGAGGGCCUUUGCCACCUGCUCCCGCCAGUUUGCGGUUUUUGCGGUGUCGAGGGCGGCCUAGGUCGGAAGGGCGAACGAGGGGAUGCCACGCCACGCCGCGAUCCAUCCAAUCCGUGCCCCGUCCAGUGCAUCGAAGGAGCGAGCUGGGAUGGGGUGUGCGAUGGAAACGAAUCAGAAUCAGAACGAAACGAAACGAAACGAAACGAAACGAAACGAAACGAAACGAAACGAAACGAACCGGACCGGACCCGGCCGAAACACACACCGGGCUACUCGCAUUGUAGCAAACACCGCGAAUCAAUCAUCCGACGAGGGCGUUCCCGAAACGCAGCACCGAGCCGAGCCUGCCAAACAAAACAUAGCAAAUCGA